AAUAAAUACAAAAAUAUCAGCCAUGUGCACAAGUUUAGAAGAAAAUCAAACUUCAUAUGUUAGCAUGUUACUAAGAACUCUUAGUAACUUCAAUCAUGGCGUUUCAAUUUCAAGGAAAGACGAGAGAUUUCUUCAACAACAGAUGGCUAGUUUUCGUCGCAUCUAUGUGGGUUCAAUCCUGUGCCGGAAUCGGCUACUUGUUCGGCAGCAUCUCCCCAGUAAUCAAGAGCUCAAUGGGUUACAAUCAAAGACAGAUCGCCGUUUUAGGUGUCGCCAAAGAUUUAGGCGAUAGCGUUGGUUUCAUCGCCGGCAGCCUCUGUGAAAUCCUUCCCAUUUGGGCCGUUCUCGCCGUCGGCAUCGUUCAGAAUUUUAUAGGCUAUGGUCUUGUUUGGUUGAUCAUCACCCAGCGAUUGCCCAAUUUACCUCUCUGGGUGUUGUGUAUUGCGAUGUUUAUAGGGACUAAUGGAGAGACAUAUUUCAAUACCGGAGCUUUAGUCGCCAGUAUACAGAAUUUCCCAAGAAGCCGUGGACCGGUGGUGGGAAUCUUAAAAGGAUUCGCCGGUUUAAGUGGUGCAAUUCUGUCUCAGAUCUAUGAUCUCUUCAGUUCUUCGAGUAAUGAACCUUCACUUAUCUUAAUGAUCGCAAUCCUACCUUCUGUUAUAGUCAUUUCGUUAAUGUUCAUCGUUAGACCUGUUGGGGGUCAUAGACAAGUAAGACCUUCUGAUGAUAGAAGUUUCUUAUCGGUUUAUUGUUUCUGUCUUGGUCUAGCUAUUUACUUGAUGGUGGUCUUGUUGCUUGAAGAUCUAGUUGAUCUUAGUCAAACCAUAAUCAUAUUGUUUUCUGUUCUUUUGAUUGUCUUCAUCAUCCUCCCUGUUUUGCUCCCUGUUUUUCUUGUUUUUAUACCAAAUCAAACGUUGUCAUUACACGAGGAUCUUCUUCUUGAACCUCAUAGUCAGAAUGAAGUCAUUAUGAGUGAAGUUGACGAGAUUAGGUCCGAUGAUGACUUGUCAUCGUCAUCAUUGUCGUUGUCUUUAGAGAGGCGAAAGAGGCUUAACCAGUUGCAGGCUAAGCUGUUUCAAGCUGCUGCAGAAGGAGCAGUUAGAGUAAAUAGGAAAAAAAGGCCACAUAGAGGAGAGAAUUUUACAUUGAUGCAAGCUUUAGUUAAGGCUGAUUUUUGGUUAAUGUUCUUGUCUCUUGUAUUGGCUUCUGGAUCUGGUUUGACUAUCAUUGAUAACCUUGGCCAAAUAUGUCUUUCGCUCGAGUACUCGCAUACGCAUGUUUUCGUCUCGAUGAUCAGCAUUUGUAACUUUCUUGGACGCGUCGGCGGCGGUUACUUCUCCGAGCUUAUUGUAAGAAAGUAUUCCUGCCCUAGGCCAUUGGCAUUGGCGGUUGCCCAGCUCAUAAUGGCAUUCGCCUUGUUAUUUUAUGCUCUCGGUCUGCCCGGAGAAAUAUACGUCUUAACAAUCUUGGUAGGGAUCGGUUACGGAGCCCAUUGGGCUAUUGUACCGGCUGCAGCAUCAGAAUUGUUCGGGUUAAAAAGUUUUGGGGCAUUGUAUAACUUCCUCACAUUGUCAAAUCCAAUAGGGUCAUUGAUAUUCUCUGGUGUCAUUGCAAGUGGAAUAUAUGAUCUAGAAGCCGAAAAGCAAUCUUCUUUGGCAACAAAUGAAGAAUCGUCGGUUACUUGUUAUGGUAUCGUUUGUUACUCUCUUACUUGUGGUAUUUUGUCGGGGCUAUGUGUUGUGGCGGUUAUACUUAGCUCAUUGGUUGUUUAUCGAACCAAGAGGGUGUAUGCGCAACUCUAUGGCAACUCACAUUGAAGGGAAAAUGUUUUAUAUAGAAGACUAUUUACUUGUAUUAUUUGGAUUUGUAAAUGAAGUAUAAAUAGAGAAUAAGAUAUUUGUAAAAUAAUUUUAUUAGCAUUAAGACACAAAUCACAAUUACAACAAUAAGCCUACUAAAAUUGUGAUUUCUUAAGUUAACUUAUUUCGAAAUAAGUAUUUAUCAAGGUUUUACACCUUUUUAUAACAAAAUAAAUGUUAAGAUUUUGAGAC
Molecule: messenger RNA, 2051 nt
Organism: Impatiens glandulifera
Lineage: Eukaryota; Viridiplantae; Streptophyta; Magnoliopsida; Ericales; Balsaminaceae
Product: protein NUCLEAR FUSION DEFECTIVE 4-like
Exons: 3
Coding region: 96-1817 (573 amino acids)
Cellular component (GO): membrane
Source: RefSeq, a predicted model, not a curated record